Molecule: messenger RNA, 378 nt
Organism: Vicia faba (fava bean)
Lineage: Eukaryota; Viridiplantae; Streptophyta; Magnoliopsida; Fabales; Fabaceae
Source: the annotation of a GenBank genome assembly
AUGGCUAAGAAAUCGAACAAGGGAAAGAAAUCAAUGCCUUCAUCAUCUGCUGGUUUUGAUAAUCUGAAGUUUUCCUCUGGCCCCCACCAACAUAGAUAUGACAGUUUGGGUGAGCGAAAUAUUAUUGAUGAAAGGAAGUUUGAUUUACAGAGAGGGGAAUACACUGAUGUCUAUGCCACUUUGAAAAAAUAUAGAUUGACUACCUUCAACAACUCCAUUCAACCAGUUUCUUCUGAGUUGGUGAAUGAAUUCUUUGAAAAUUCCUAUAGGGUUUCCCAAGAUGCACCUAAAUUUAUCAGUUAUGUGAGAGGCAAAAUAAUUGAGUUUGACUGGAAAAUGAUAGACAAAUUGUUGAAACUUAAAUUCAAAGAGUUGUAG